AUGUGCCUUUUGAGCACUUCGAAGCCGCAAUUGCGUACCAAAUUCACACUCAGAAAGAAAAAUGCACAGAAACAGGAAUUGACAACAGAUCUGAAGACUCCUGCAAGAACAAGAUUCGCUCCCUCACCUACCGGUUUCCUGCAUUUAGGAUCCCUUAGAACAGCGUUGUAUAACUACUUGCUUGCAAGAGCUACAGCUGGUCAGUUUUUGCUGCGAUUGGAAGACACUGACCAAAAGAGGUUAGUUCCUGGGGCCGAAGAUAACAUUUACGACACACUGAACUGGCUAGGAAUUAAAAUCGACGAAGGCCCUACAGUGGGUGGUCCUUAUGGCCCUUAUAGACAGAGCGACAGAUCUGAAAUAUAUACGCGCUACAUUGACGAGCUGCUGGACAAAGGACUCGCAUACAGAUGUUUCUGCUCCAAAUCUAGGCUAGAUGGGCUUCGAGACUCUGCAAGGCUGCUCAAACCACCCACUACUGUGUCAUAUGACAGACAUUGUUUGAGAGUAUAUACUAGAGAGGAGUCUGAUGCUAAGGCCGCUCGAGGAGAGGAGUUCACUGUCAGAUUUAUAUCACCAGACAAAUACCCCGAAUUCAACGAUUUACUCCAUGGAUACAUCAACUGGCAACCACAGGUAAAUCCAUUCGACAAAAGAUAUGAAGAUCCAGUGCUGCUGAAAAGUGAUGGUCUACCUACUUAUCAUUUUGCCAAUGUUGUUGACGACCAUUUGAUGGAAAUCACUCAUGUUGUCAGGGGAGAGGAGUGGCUUGCUUCCACCCCUAAACAUAUUGCUCUAUAUGAGGCUUUCGAGUGGCCGAAGCCGAAGUUUGUGCAUAUACCUCUACUAACGACUGUUGAUAACAGAAAAUUAUCCAAACGUACGGGUGAUAUUGACAUUAUGUCGUUGAGGAACCAAGGUUAUCUUCCCGAAGCUCUAAUUAAUUUCGCAGUUCUUUUUGGAUGGGCUCCAAAAAGGGUACAGGGAGAAAAAUCACAUGAAAUCUACGAUAUGGAUUUCCUAGAGAACCAUUUCAACCUUGAAGGUCUGACAGUUGGCAAUGCCAAGGUGGAUUUUCAGAAACUCAAUUACUUCAACAAACAUUACUUACAACGGAGACUCCAAGAUCCCGUUUACCUCGAUAAGGUCUCCGCGGAUAUUUAUGGCAAGCUGAAACAGAACCGCGGAAUCACUCAAGAUUAUGUGAAAAACGUGCUUCUGAAAACUGGUAGCUCGCUGACCACACUCAACUCUGUCUUCAGCGAAAGCUUUCGGUUUUAUUUUGAACGUCCUACUUACACUAAAGAAGGACUUGAAAACGUCCUUAAACCUGAAAAAUUUGGGAUUGUAAAACUGCUUGCAAAACAGUCAGAUUAUACGGACCUCGAAGCUAUAAUACCGAGGAUUUUGGCAGUCUAUCCUGAUAUCAAGAAAAAAGACAUUUAUCAAACUAUUCGUUAUGCGAUUAGCGCGGGACAGCCAGGAACGAAACUUCCGGAUAUGAUCGAGCUUUUGGGAAAUGAGGAAGUGGUUGCACGACUAAACUCUCUAAAGGAAAUUCUGUAA
This is a messenger RNA of Ogataea parapolymorpha DL-1, 1566 nucleotides long. RefSeq names its product Glutamate--tRNA ligase, mitochondrial. The transcript has a single exon. Bases 1 to 1566 code for a protein of 521 amino acids. NCBI's taxonomy places the organism in Eukaryota, Fungi, Ascomycota, Pichiomycetes, Pichiales, Pichiaceae. Gene Ontology annotation, biological process: glutamyl-tRNA aminoacylation. Gene Ontology annotation, molecular function: ATP binding; tRNA binding; zinc ion binding. The record is from RefSeq and is a predicted model, not a curated record.